AUGAAUGCACUGCUGUUGAGACCAGAAGUCUCGUUCUGGUCUUCCGCUGCUGCUUCCCUCGUGUCCAGUCAGGUAGAGCCAAUGCUGACCUUGCUUGUGAUACUGCUUAUUGUAUGCCGCGACCUUGCCUCAACAGCUGAUACUAGGGACUGGAAGCGUCGGUCAAUAUACCAAGUGUCCACAGACCGAUUCGCCAGAACUGAUGGAUCGACAACGGCAAACUGCAGCGCAAAUGAUACUGUUGCCUGUGGCGGGUCAUGGAGAGGGAUAAUCAACAAUUUGAACUAUAUCCAGGGCAUGGGAUUCGAUGCCAUUAUGAUUUCGCCCGUUAAUCAGCAUGCCAAUGGUACUGUCAGGUAUGGCGACGCGUAUCAAGGCUACUGGCCCAAGAGCCUCUAUGAGCUCGAUGAAAAUUUCGGCACACGUGAGGACCUUCUUGACUUGAGUCAGGCUCUCCAUGAUCGAGACAUGUACCUGAUGGUUGAUAUUGUCUUAAAUAACAUGACCUAUCAUCCAGCCAAGGCGGUCAAUCAUACAGACCUUCCUUUUGAUAAUGCAAAAUACCCCCAGCCAUACUGUGUGAUUACUGAUCGUAACAAUUCUGACACGACACAGAAAUUUUGGGCUGGGGAUAAGAGACCACCGUUGCCGACCCCUAGUAUUGGUAAUAAUACGGUCGCUCAGAUGAUGAAAACGUGGGUCAAAAACCUGGUCUCUAAUUAUUCCAUUGAUGGCCUUCGAAUAAAUGCCGUCAAAUAUGUUGACAAAGACUAUUUGAAAGAGUUCGUCAACGCGUCGAGUGUCUUUGCCACCGGAGAGCUUUUCAAAUCGAAGCAAGAUGUUGCUUGUGAUUAUCAACAUUACAUCCCUGGCCUUCCAAACUACUCGAUCUAUUACGCCCUUAUUGAGGCCUUUGGCAAGGGAAAUAUGACGGCUCUUCCAAGGGCUUUAGAUAGAGUAGCCGAAACUUGCCGCGAUCCCUUUGCCCUCGGUGCGUUUUCGGAAAACCGUGAUCUCCCUCAGUUUGCAUCAUUUAGUUCCGAUCUGUCACUUGCCAAAAACGUGAUUGCGUUCACCAUCCUGUCAGAUGGGAUUCCCAUGUACUACCAGGGCCAAGAGCAGCAUCUCAGUGGUGAUCGUGCUCCUACAAACCAUGAAGCCCUCUGGCUUUCAAAAUAUAAUAUUAGUGCACCUCUGUACCAAUUUACGGCUAUGGUGAACAAGUUACGCCAACAAGCUAUUCGUAUAGAUGACGAUUAUCUUGAACAAGAACUUUACCCCUUGUCUGUCGAAGACGGCAUAUCUAGUUUUCGCAAGGGAUAUCAGCCCCGGCAGGUGAUAACAGUUUACUCGAACCACGGAGAAAAUGGAGGACACUACGACUUUAGGAUUCCGAGAAUUGGUACUGAAAAUCUCAUUCUCACCGAAAUCACCACUUGUACAAAUUAUACUACAGAUACCUGGGGUGCAUUGAAUUUGGUGGUAGAAAACGGGCUGCCCAAAAUAUUUUUUCCAGCCGAUCAGAUGGGAGGAAGUGGGCUAUGUAGCGUUGGAAAUUGGCCAGCUCGAGGUUCUAAAACAGUGGGCGGCGGUAAGUCUCCGUCCGACAAGCAGCACUGGGAAGUUACCGAGAUUGAUGUAAAUCCGAAAUGGGGGAGGAGGCCAGGUCGUCUGGGUUCACGGCCAACGCAUAGCGUGAAGCAUAUCCCAAAGCAGUCAGGCUGUGGGAAAAUGCAGUGUCCAUGGUUACAGUGUUUGGUAUUAUCUAUGCUGGUAGUCUUGGGUCCCUAUCUCUAA
Ophidiomyces ophidiicola is the source of this 1797-nucleotide messenger RNA. RefSeq lists its product as uncharacterized. Gene Ontology annotation, molecular function: calcium ion binding; alpha-amylase activity. The record is from RefSeq and is a predicted model, not a curated record. Bases 1 to 1797 code for a protein of 598 amino acids. NCBI's taxonomy places the organism in Eukaryota, Fungi, Ascomycota, Eurotiomycetes, Onygenales, Onygenaceae. Gene Ontology annotation, biological process: carbohydrate catabolic process. The transcript is spliced from 3 exons.